AGUUCGAGUGCGAGUGCCGUACGGUUCGGACGUGUGGGCCACGCACAAUUCAAUUCGCAGAUCGCAGAGUUAAGCAAAUAAGAAUAUUGGAGAAAAUAAGAGAAACAGCCAUCAGAACAAGUGAAAGAGAAAUUAAACGAAUGCGCUGAAAAGGAAAAAAGUGAAAAAUACACCCAGUUUAAAUGUGCGCUUAGUGAAACAGUGGCCAGGAAAAAUGUCAAUUGACCAAGAGUGAAAAAUCCACACGAAAACCACGCGAACUACACCCCUUGAAGGUAUCUGCAAGAUACAGAUACCAUUGGCCCCCCAAGCACAACACCCAAAACCAUGGCGGCAAUCCUGCUGCUCCUGCUCGGGUUCUCCUGGAGUCUCGCGGUCGAGUCCGCACUGGCGCCCAAGGAGAGCGAAUCGAGUGCCAGCGCCAUGUUAGGCGCCGGAACAGGAGCCGCUGCCACAGUAUCGCUAUCAGGCGACUACUCCUCGCUGCUGUCCAAUGUGCCGGCCGCCUCGCCGGUUCCGGCCAAUCCAUCGCAACCCAGUGGCCCGGCCAACCAGUGCUCCUGGUCCUACAACGGCACCAGUUCGGUGCACUGCGCCCUGCGUCUCAUUGAGCGACAGCCGGGUCUGGAUCUCCAGGGCGCCGAUGGCAGUAGCCAGUUGACUAUUCAGUGCAGCGAGCUCUACCUCUUCGAAUCAACACUGCCCGUGGCAGUAUUUGCCAGGUUGCAGACCCUGGAGGCGCUGCGUCUGGACUCGUGCAAGCUGCUCCAGUUGCCCAACAAUGCCUUCGAGGGAUUGGCCACUCUGAAAUCCCUGCGCUUGAGCACCCACAACAGUGAAUGGGGUCCAACGAGGACCCUGGAGCUCUUCCCCGACUCUCUCGGUGGUCUGAAACAGCUCACCGAUCUGGAUCUGGGAGACAACAAUCUGAGACAGCUGCCCUCCGGCUUCCUCUGUCCGGUGGGCAACCUCCAGGUGCUCAAUCUCACCCGGAACCGCAUUCGCACUGCCGAGCAGAUGGGAUUCGCGGACAUGAACUGCGGCGCGGGUUCCGGAAGUGCUGGCAGUGAGCUGCAAGUCCUGGACGCCAGUCAUAAUGAAUUGAGAUCCAUAAGCGAAAGUUGGGGAAUUUCCCGACUCCGGAGAUUGCAGCACCUGAAUCUAGCAUACAAUAAUCUAUCGGAACUCUCUGGGGAGGCGCUAGCCGGACUAGCUUCUCUGAGGAUAGUCAACCUGAGUAAUAACCACCUGGAGACCCUUCCGGAAGGACUAUUUGCUGGUUCCAAGGAAUUAAGGGAGAUCCACCUGCAGCAGAACGAACUCUACGAGCUUCCCAAAGGACUGUUCCAUCGCCUGGAGCAACUUUUGGUAGUGGAUUUGUCCGGUAACCAGUUGACUUCCAACCACGUGGAUAACACCACCUUUGCCGGCCUUAUUCGACUCAUUGUGCUGAAUCUGGCCCAUAAUGCUUUGACUCGCAUUGAUUACCGCACUUUCAAGGAGCUUUACUUUCUUCAGAUCCUAAAUUUGCGGAAUAACUCCAUCGGUCACAUCGAGGAUAAUGCCUUCCUGCCGUUGUAUAAUCUGCACACCCUUAACCUUGCCGAGAAUCGCCUGCACACCUUGGAUGAUAAACUAUUCAAUGGGUUGUAUGUGCUGUCCAAGUUGACGCUCAACAAUAAUCUCAUUAGCGUGGUGGAGCCUGCUGUGUUCAAGAACUGCUCGGACUUGAAGGAGCUGGACCUGAGCUCUAACCAGCUAAAUGAGGUUCCUCGUGCCCUUCAGGAUUUGGCCAUGUUGCGCACUCUUGACCUGGGCGAGAAUCAAAUUCGUACCUUCGACAACCAGAGCUUCAAGAAUCUUCACCAGCUGACUGGUCUGCGGCUGAUAGACAACCAGAUUGGCAAUAUCACCGUGGGCAUGUUCCAGGAUUUGCCUAGGCUGAGUGUUUUGAACUUGGCCAAGAACCGCAUCCAGAGCAUAGAGCGGGGAUCAUUCGACAAAAACUUCGAAUUGGAGGCUAUUCGCCUGGACAGGAACUUCCUCGCGGACAUAAAUGGAGUUUUCGCUACUCUGGUUUCGCUGCUGUGGCUAAACCUUUCCGAGAACCACUUGGUGUGGUUCGAUUACGCAUUCAUCCCAUCGAACCUAAAAUGGCUUGAUAUCCAUGGAAACUAUAUUGAGGCCCUGGGUAACUACUAUAAGCUUCAGGAGGAGAUUCGAGUAAAAACGCUGGAUGCCUCGCACAAUCGCAUCACAGAAAUUGGACCUAUGUCGAUUCCAAACACAAUAGAACUGCUGUUCAUCAACAAUAAUCUCAUUGGAAAUGUGCAGCCCAAUGCCUUUGUGGAUAAAGCAAAUCUGGCCCGAGUCGAUCUGUAUGCCAAUCAGCUGAGUAAACUACAGUUGCAACAGUUGAGAGUGGCUCCAGUGGUGGCUCCCAAGCCGUUGCCAGAAUUUUACCUGGGUGGUAAUCCCUUCGAGUGCGACUGCACCAUGGACUGGCUGCAGAGGAUUAACAACUUGACCACCCGUCAGCAUCCUAGGGUGAUGGAUAUGGCCAACAUCGAAUGCGUGAUGCCUCACGCCCGUGGUGCUGCAGUGCGUCCUUUGAGUGGUCUGCGUCCGCAGGACUUCCUCUGCCGCUACGAGUCGCAUUGUUUCGCCUUAUGUCACUGCUGUGACUUUGAUGCCUGUGACUGCGAGAUGACGUGUCCGAGUAAUUGCACCUGCUACCACGACCAAAUCUGGUCCACCAAUGUUGUCGACUGUGGCGGCCAACAGACCACGGAGCUGCCACGGCGCGUUCCCAUGGAUUCCAGUGUGGUCUACCUGGAUGGAAACAACUUCCCUGUGCUGAAAAAUCAUGCAUUUAUUGGGCGCAAGAACCUGCGAGCUCUCUAUGUGAAUGGCAGCCAAGUGGCGGCCAUACAAAAUCGCACCUUUGCCAGCCUGGCCUCGUUGCAGUUGCUCCAUCUGGCCGAUAAUAAAUUGCGCACCCUUCAUGGCUACGAGUUUGAGCAGCUUUCUGCUCUGAGGGAACUGUAUCUGCAAAAUAAUCAACUGACGACCAUUGAAAACGCCACUCUGGCACCUUUGGCCGCCUUGGAGCUAAUCCGUAUUGAUGGCAACCGUCUGGUUACUCUUCCCAUUUGGCAGAUGCAUGCAACCCAUUUCGGCACAAGAUUAAAGUCCAUCAGCUUGGGCAGAAACCAAUGGAGCUGCAGAUGUCAGUUCUUGCAGGCCCUCACCUCGUAUGUGGCGGAUAAUGCCCUGAUUGUCCAGGAUGCCCAGGAUAUCUACUGCAUGGCCGCAAGUUCGGGAACUGGCAGUGCUGCACUGGAAGAUAGCAGCUCGAAUUCGGGAUCCCUUGAGAAGAGAGAGCUGGACUUUAACGCCACAGGUGCUGCCUGCACUGAUUACUACUCCGGUGGCUCCAUGCUGCAGCAUGGUAUCCCAGAAUCGUAUAUUCCCUUGCUGGCUGCUGCACUGGCUCUUCUCUUUCUGCUCGUGGUCAUCGCCAUGGUCUUUGCCUUCCGCGAAUCCCUAAGGAUCUGGCUGUUUGCCCAUUAUGGCGUUCGAGUAUUCGGUCCACGUUGCGAGGAGUCAGAGAAGCUCUACGAUGCCGUGCUCCUGCAUUCCGCCAAAGAUUCCGAGUUCGUAUGCCAGCACUUGGCCGCCCAGCUGGAAACCGGAAGACCUCCACUGAGGGUCUGUCUGCAGCACAGAGACCUGGCCCACGAUGCCACCCACUAUCAGCUAUUAGAGGCAACAAGGGUCUCCCGCCGAGUGGUCAUUCUGCUCACCCGGAACUUCCUUCAAACGGAGUGGGCCCGCUGUGAGCUUCGACGAUCCGUUCAUGAUGCUCUGCGUGGAAGACCUCAGAAACUGGUGAUCAUUGAAGAGCCCGAGGUCGCCUUCGAGGCGGAGAGCGAUAUUGAACUCCUGCCCUAUUUGAAAACAUCAGCGGUUCAUAGAAUUCGCCGCUCGGAUCGCCACUUCUGGGAGAAAUUGCGCUACGCACUGCCCGUGGACUAUCCCACAUUCCGGGGCAACAACUACACGCUGGAGCUGGACCAUCACAACCACGAGCGGGUGAAACAGCCGGCAAGUCCUGGGCUGCUUUAUCGCCAAGCUCCGCCACCCGCCUACUGUGGCCCAGCGGAUGCAGUUGGAAUUGGUGCUGUUCCACAAGUUGUACCAGUAAAUGCCUCUGUUCCCGCGGAACAGAACUACUCCACGGCCACCACGGCUACGCCCAGUCCAAGGCCACAGAGAAGAGGAGAGCAGCCGGGAUCUGGAUCAGGUGGAAACCAUCACCUGCACGCCCAGUACUACCAGCAUCACGGGAUGCGUCCGCCAUCGGAGCACAUCUACUCCAGCAUCGAUUCGGACUACUCGACCCUGGAUAACGAGCAGCACAUGCUGAUGAUGCCGGGUGCACCGGGUGGGCUUGCCAUGGAAGCGGCCCAGAGGGCCCAGACCUGGCGACCCAAGCGGGAGCAGCUGCAUCUUCAGCAGGCCCAGGCCGGAACACUGGGCUCUAAAGCGAGCCAGGCCGCCCAUCAGCAGCAGCAACAACAGCAGCAGCAGCAGCAGCAGCAACCAAAUCCGACAGCCGUGUCCGGACAACAGCAGGGACCCCAUGUUCAGGCGUAUCUGGUGUAAAGAGGCGUGGGCCAAAACCGACCGCUUUCUGGGAGAGUGACAGUGAUUUCUUUAGGGACUGGUUCCUGUGCAUAAUUUUAAUUACUAAAAUAUAUGUGCGAGUUAAGCUAAGGAGGGGGGACAGCAAAAUAGAAAUGCGGAAGUUGAAACUAGCCAGCCAGAUUUUAACGUAUAUUAUUUUGUUUAUCCAGUGUAAAGUCAUUUUAGAUGCACUAAACAAACACAGCGCACACAGCCCCAAGGAACGAGAUACAAGAUACAAGAUACAUAUGCAGUGGGCCGAGGGCCUCGGCCAUGUCAAGUGUGUGUAUCCAAAAACAGUAGGGGGACAAUGAGAGCAGGGAUGUUACUUACUACAAUGCCAUUUCAAAGUUUCGAAACUUUACCACACCAAACUUAGUUUUCUCCCUCACAUGAGCACGAACUUUUGGUCUUCAUCUGGCAUUUGCUUAGCCGAGAAUUGCCCGAGGGGGGAAUUUGUGAUAACUUUUUAAUAUGGUUUUAAUCAGUUGGACUCCAGAACCUUGAGUAUAAAGAUUCCCGAGUUGAGAUGGAGUUUCCAUGGGCGAGCUGCAUUUGCAUUCCCAAAUUGAUUGUUCAAUAAUUGACUUGGUAAUGGCCAUUAACCCGGAAUAGCUACCCAUGUAUGUAUCCGCGCAUCUCCAGCAUCCUGCAUCCAUUUGUAAAUAGCUCUCAAUACCGUAUUUACUGCCCAAACAUAGAUAUACACAGAUGCAGAUACAUCCACAGAUACAGAUACACCUUUAAACAGUUACAGAUACGAAUUCGAAACCAUAUGGGGAUAAUUCAAUAAUCACAUUCGAGUACACAUGUAAAUUGCAUGCCGCAGCCGUAAAAUCGAUAAAUGCAUUUGUCAAGUAAUCUGUAUGUAAAAAGCAUAAAUAAUUAGCUAGCAAACCGAGAGCCCGGGAAGAUUUCCCGUGGUUAACUACAUCGUAAUAAUGAUAAUAUGCAGAUGGUAUUUGGGCGGUGGAGUAACAAAAUCCGAAACAGAAAAGCUCAUUUUAAACACUUACGCUUACCAAAACUAACGAUAAUUGUAAUAAAAGUUUAGCAAACUGGCGCGGCGCAUACACAAUAUGCAUAGCUAAUUAUAUAUAGUACAUACGUAUAUUCAUGGAUAUAUCAAUGUGCGUGUCUGCAUGUACGUGACUGUGUAAAGUAAAGCAAACUACUGAUAUUAAAGAACUACUAUGUAUGAGGUAUACUUUAUAUAUAUCUACAUAUAUGUAUGCUCGCAAGUACGCAUAUAUCUACGCAUAUAUUAUACGAGUAAAUGUUUAACAACUGCCUAUAGAAAGUACGAAACAGAAGAGCAUUUAUUUCAGCACACAACACUUACACACACACACACACUCGCCUACUCGUCAUUAAUUAAGCAAAUCAGUUUGAAACUAUUGAGAUUUAGAAAAAGGGGUAUGAAAUUAAAAUGGAGCCCCUCACACAAGACACUUGUACCAGUAUAUGAAACCCAAAACUGUUAUUUAAUUUUAUCAUUUUGUAAUAUACGUCGAUCGGUCCUAAGUUUAGUUCUAGUGCAGCUCUAAUAUAAUGUAUAACCUAUGGAUAAUUCAAUUUUGUGAAUACAACUAUUUAUAUACUCUAUAUAUACAUCUAAAAAUCUAUGUACGAUUACGACAAACAACAAAGAUAUUUUUCUGUUUCGCCAGCGAACAAUGCAAAUGAAAUGAACAACUUUUUUAAAAC
Messenger RNA from Drosophila melanogaster (fruit fly), 6396 nucleotides. It is a transcript of the gene Toll-7, whose product is annotated as Toll-7. Gene Ontology annotation, cellular component: plasma membrane. The coding region runs from base 328 to 4668 and encodes 1446 amino acids. Gene Ontology annotation, biological process: signal transduction; neuron development; anatomical structure morphogenesis. The transcript has a single exon. Lineage: Eukaryota; Metazoa; Arthropoda; Insecta; Diptera; Drosophilidae. The record is from RefSeq and is marked reviewed.